CUCAACCAAUCCACCAUCAGUUGCCAGCGAGCGUGCCCAUAUCGCAUUCCACAGCCACAGCGAAAGCCAAAGCCCCGACCAACAGCUCAAUCCUUCAACAACUGGCCUCCGAAAACGGCCCCCACACGCUMUCUCUGAGCCAUACCCACCUUUUUUUUCUCCCCCAUUUCUCCUCAAACACUUGUUCAGCAGCAACCGGCGCCUGCCAAUCGAAGAACCCAUCACCUCCUUGCAAUGUCUCUGCGACCCACCACGCGAACCGAGGUCCGCAAGAAGUCUUACAAGACCGGCGUCGACGCCGAUGAGGCCAGGCGGAGGAGAGAGGACAAUCUGGUCGAGAUCAGGAAGAACAAGCGCGAGGACAACUUGCUCAAGAAGAGGAGGGAGGGUCUUCUCUUGCAAUCCCAGCAAUUGCUUGAUGCUGCCCAGAAUGCMGCCGCCGUCGAGAAGCGCUUGGAGAGUAUUCCGGUGUUGGUACAAGGAGUGUGGUCUGGUGAUACAGCAGCACAACUGGAAGCAACUACUCAAUUUAGAAAGCUAUUAUCUAUUGAGCGUAGCCCCCCAAUUGAUGAAGUAAUCAAAGCCGGUGUAGUUCCCAAGUUUGUGGAGUUUCUUGGAAGGCAUGAUCUACCCCAGUUGCAAUUUGAAGCUGCAUGGGCGUUGACCAAUGUUGCGUCUGGAACAUCAGAGCAUACACGAGUUGUCAUUGACCAUGGUGCUGUUCCUAUUUUUGUGCAGCUUUUAAGCUCAGGCAGUGAUGAUGUUAGGGAACAGGCUGUGUGGGCCUUAGGUAAUGUUGCUGGUGACUCUCCAAGUUGUAGGGAUCUUGUUCUUGGCAAUGGUGCACUAAUGCCAUUACUUGCGCAACUAAAUGAGCACUCUAAAUUAUCCAUGCUGAGGAAUGCAACAUGGACGUUAUCUAAUUUCUGUCGUGGGAAGCCCCCAACGCCCUUCGAUAAGGUGAAACCUGCUCUACCAGUUCUAAAGCAACUGAUCCACUUGAACGAUGAAGAAGUUCUAACAGAUGCCUGCUGGGCUCUCUCCUACCUUUCAGAUGGCCCAAAUGACAAAAUUCAGGCUGUAAUAGAAGCAGGAGUUUGCCCAAGACUUGUGGAGCUUCUGCUACACCAAUCACCUUCGGUUUUAGUACCAGCUCUUCGGACAGUUGGAAACAUUGUUACUGGUGAUGAUGCCCAGACCCAGUUUGUGAUUGACAACCAAGUUCUACCUAAUCUCUAUCAACUUCUCACCCAAAAUCACAAAAAAAGCAUCAAGAAAGAAGCUUGUUGGACAAUCUCAAACAUCACUGCUGGAAAUAGAGCUCAGAUACAGGCAGUUAUUGAGGCCAAUAUUGUCCUCCCUCUUGUUCAUCUCCUCCAACAUGCAGAAUUUGACAUCAAGAAGGAGGCUGGGUGGGCCAUUUCCAACGCUACCUCUGGAGGAUCUCAUCAGCAGAUUCAAUUUCUGGUGAGCCAAGGUUGCAUCAAACCACUCUGUGACCUUUUAACCUGCCCGGACCCAAGGAUCGUGACGGUGUGCCUGGAGGGGCUCGACAACAUACUCAAGGUUGGUGAGGCUGACAAGGACAUGGGCAUGAAUGGAGGAAUAAACAUCUAUGCACAAGCCAUUGACGAGUGCGACGGACUCGACAAGAUCGAAAACUUGCAGACCCACGACAACAACGAGAUCUACGAGAAGGCGGUGAAGAUGUUGGAGAGAUACUGGGCGGAAGAGGACGAGGAGCAGGAGCAGAACCCGCAGCAGCAGAAUGGAGACGUGAACCAACAGGGCUUCGCAUUUGGUGCAAACCAGCCAAGUGUUCCUCCUGGUGGGUUCAAGUUUGGUUGAAGAAGAAAGUGUUAUUACCAUCAAAGAUUUGUAGGUCCCAUGUUCUUGUUUCUUUUCUUGAUUGGUGUUAGUAGUGAAGUUUCAACUUUUAUAUUUGUUUAGGUGGUGUCUGGUUCACAAGGGUCAGGGUUUUUGAUCUGGUCCACGGCUGUUAUUCUUCUGGAGUUUUGUUUUUGAUUUUUUUUUGUCAGCCAGCGUUUUAUAUCAUAUCAAUGUCAAGCCUUUUUCUUUUCUUCUCAAUACUAUUUUGUGUUCUUCUUCAGUAUCCAAAACUUGACUUUGUAUGUA
Molecule: messenger RNA, 2136 nt
Organism: Momordica charantia (bitter melon)
Lineage: Eukaryota; Viridiplantae; Streptophyta; Magnoliopsida; Cucurbitales; Cucurbitaceae
Product: importin subunit alpha-4
Biological process (GO): protein import into nucleus
Cellular component (GO): cytoplasm
Molecular function (GO): nuclear import signal receptor activity; protein binding
Source: RefSeq, a predicted model, not a curated record